Maudiozyma barnettii is the source of this 4398-nucleotide messenger RNA. RefSeq names its product Snt1p (gene SNT1). Gene Ontology annotation, cellular component: Set3 complex. NCBI's taxonomy places the organism in Eukaryota, Fungi, Ascomycota, Saccharomycetes, Saccharomycetales, Saccharomycetaceae. The record is from RefSeq and is a predicted model, not a curated record. Bases 1 to 4398 code for a protein of 1465 amino acids. Gene Ontology annotation, biological process: regulation of transcription by RNA polymerase II. The transcript has a single exon.
AUGGCUUAUCCGCCACCUCCUCGUAGGUUGAACGACAAGAAGAGGUACUAUUAUUCUAAUAAUCCAAAUAGAAGACAUACUGGUCCUUACCCUCAUAGACCUUAUACUAAUAGUUAUUCUAAUAAUUAUCCAUUACCUCAAACUGCAAAUGAAGUUCCAGUGACUAAUAACUUGAAAAAGAGUCACAGUAUAUCAAAUUCCAGCGGGAACAAUACAAGUCCAUUGUCACAAUCAUUAUUAGAGUCACAUAAUACAAGUAUGAGUAAAAGUAAUGAUGUUAGUAGACCGUCUAGGUAUAAUCAACCAUCCAGUCGUAAGGCAUCUGUAUCUAGUACCGUUGCGUCGACUUCGUCUGUUCCUUCUGCCCCUGCUCCAGUACCGGUAACGAAACCAACGACUACUAUGAUAAAUAACAAUAAUGCUGUACCAUCAAUCCCAACUACACCAUCUGGUAAUAAACAUUCAAAUACUAGUAGAUAUAAUUCGGAUUCACAUGAAACAAUACAUCAAUCUAUUCCAACCCAAUUAUCUAAUCAGUCUCAUAAACCUAUUCCGACAGGUACAUCAGGUGAUACUGCAACGCACAAUAAAUCUCGUUAUUCAGCAACGAAUAGUACGAGUAGAUAUAAUCCACACACUCCUAAUGUGACAGCAAAUGCUGUUACUUUGCAGAAGAGUCAAUCACAACAACACAUAAAUUCACAAAGAAAUAGACCAAGAUCUAUGGAUUCUCUUCCAUUUGAAAAAAGUUAUAGUGCUAUUGUAGGUCAUCCCACAGUACCAGAUAAACCAUCUUUCCCAACUACAAAUAGCAUAUCGACACCAACCUUUUUUCAAAGAGGCAAUAAAUGGAGAUCACAUUUACCACAUGCAACUUCGGGUACAACUGUUGAUAGUUAUUCAAGUAGUCAAUAUCAAAAUCGUAGAACAAAUUUUUGGAGAGGAACCCCAAAUAAACAAUCGAAUUAUAUGAUUGGUAAUGACCCAAUUAUAAGUUCAACUAGGUUCAACUCUAAAUCAAUCCUAAGUGAUGAGCAUUUUACUGAUUCAAGUGUAAAACAACAGAAUGAUAAAGAAGUUAAUACUGUGGAUCAUAAAAAGAGUUCUAAAUUAUCACCAAGAUCAAGUUUAAUACAUUCCGUACCACAGACAACAAGGGAAACUACAACACAUAUUUCCGCAGGAAAUAAAAAUUUUGAUUUGAAAAGAAGUAGAACAAAUACACCAUUAAGCUCAGUUGAUGAUAAUGACACGGAAGAAAAUAUAAGUGAGCUAGGUGUCACGUUACCUUCUGCAGCAACAAAUUAUCAGCUAAAAGAACAGAAUGUCAAGAAUAACGAUCUAUGGACCGUUGAACUAAAGAAAGAAGUUACCGCGGAGAUUACAUCAUUAGAAAAAGAUGAGGAAGAUAUACCCUCUGAUAUUAAACUUCCAGAAAUGGAAAACGUUAUCCUCGAUAAAUUAGAACCAACUAAAAAUGAAAUUGAAAAGAAGGAUAAAGUGGUAUUACAAUCCGUAUAUGAAUAUGUCAGUGAUCCUUCGAUGUUAAAAACCGAUAUGAAACAAUUGAAUAUUGUUGAUACAUCAGGUCCAUUUAAGGUUCAAUUUCCCGAGCAAAAGUCAUGUAUAUUUCCAUUGAAUAGAGUAGAAACCAAAUUCUGGGAACUCAAAAACAGAGAUAGGAGCUAUAGAAUUUCGAAACAAAAAUAUCUUUUAAAAAGACCAAUUAGGACUUUGAAAGAGUUUCCAUUUUUUAAGGUCAACGUGGAGCGUUACAAAGAUGUUAUCAGAGCUCGAUUGCAGUCAAUUGGAAAAUCUGUGGAUAAAUAUAAUCGUAGGCAUCUAUUAUCUCUUAAGAAUGACUAUAAUGGGUUCAAGAAUUUAUGGGAAAGGGACUGUAAGAGUAUGGAAGAGGUGAAUACGAAGGUUAGAAAAAAUGAAUUAGAAUUCAAACAGAAACAAGAUGAAGAAAAGAUCGAAAAAGAUAAAGAAGAAAAGCGUUUAGAUGAUCAAAAUGCCAAUUCAUCGCGUAGAAGAAAUAGAGCAGACUUUGUGGAUGAUACAGAGAUGGAAAGUGUUUUAUUGCAAAUUGAUCCUGAUUAUAAACACGUCCAAGCUGCAGCAACAAUUCCUGAACUUGAAUUGGAUUCAGUCAAUAGGUUUGCUAUUAAAUUCAAGGAUGUUAACAAUCUAUCUACGGAUAAAGAUAAAUGGGCCUCCAGAUUGCUGACAGAUGGUAUCGAUAACUUCUCUGAACAUGAACAUGAACUAUUCCUCGAAGGUUAUUUAAGUCAUCCAAAAAAGUUCGGCAAAAUUUCUCAUCAUAUGGGUAGUCUACGUACUCCAGAAGAUUGUGUCUUACAUUAUUACAGAACCAAAAGAAAGGUUGAUUACAAACAGUUGCUUCUUCAAAAGAAUAAAAGAAGAAAGAGUAGUGCGGCAACAAAGAGACGUAAAAAGAAAGAAAAGGUACUUGAUUCUGCUGAACCAGUUAUUGAAACCGAAGUGGUGCAAGAUAGAACAGAAAACAUGAAUGUACCUGAACAUGAGUCUAUUGAAACCGAGGAAAAUUCAGAUGAAGAAAAAGGAAAAAUCCCAAAGAUGGAAGAAGUUGUUGUGAAUGUUAGAACACAACCACCUGUUGAAGGUCCGAGGGAACUUCCUGUUGAAGAGCGUGACAAUAAAUCUGUGCUAAAUGUUGAAAACUCUGCUGAAAGAUCAGUUGAAAAAGAUAUCAAUAAACCUGUUGAAGAACUUCCAGAAAAACAUGUUAAAACACCUGCUGUAGAGGUCGUCGAACAAUCCACUGAUAUUUCAUCCAAACCAAUGGUUGAAACAACCUUACAACAAGCUAGUGUUGUCACUGAAAAUGCUGAACAAAAAAAAAUUGUUCCUACAACAGAAAAAUGUAUAGAAUCGACAACUAUUCCAAAUAUUGAUGUCGCGACCCACCCUGUGGAACAAGAAAUUAUCAUCCCAAAAAAGAGAGUUCACGAUAUAACACUUACAAGAGAAGAUACAGAGCCAUCAUAUGAAAACAUUCAUCAAAGUGAAGAUAUAAACAAUAGGAUGAUUGACACAGACAAUGCAGAUGAGAACUACGAUUCAGAUAGUAUGAGAAAGAAACAUAGAAUAAUUAGUGAUCACAAAUCAAGUUAUUGGAGUGUUAAAGAAUCACAAGCUUUUCCUGAGUUACUAGAAAAAUUUGGUUCUCAAUGGUCUUUAAUAUCAGAAAAAUUAGCUACUAAAUCAACCACCAUGGUUAGAAAUUACUAUCAACGUAAUGCCGCCCAAUAUGGCUGGAAGGCUAUUGUUGAGGAUACAGACUUAAGAAGAAAUGCAGGAAGUUCGGAUUCUGUACAACAAACUCAGAUUUUAAUUCAAUCUGAACAAACUCCAAUAAUUGGUGUAUCUAAUGGUAUGCCUUUGCAACAGAAACCUGCUCUGGGAUUUUUCUCAAAUCAAACUGAUCGUAGGAUUGUUAGUACAGAGAGUUCAAAUCCACAAGCAUUUGUUGCUCUGGAAAGUAAUAAAGAUUCAUUUUCAAAUUCAAGUACACCUACUGCAACAUUACCUCCACCAAGAUUGCCCUCUAUUCAACUGAGUCCUAACUCUGGUACAACGGCUAAUCCUGUUGGUGUACCACCUAGACAAGCAUUGGUUUCUCCAACAGAUCAAUUAACACAUAAUAAUGUAGUUACCGUUCAUUCUAACGAAAACAACAAUACUACUAAUAUUGUGCAGAAGGAAUCUGGUACGCGUACGAGUAUCGCUGAUCUAAUGAAUGUUGAUAAUCAUAGGCCACAUAUAAGUAGUAGAACACCUACACCUCCACUUAAAAAUAUCGCUGCUCCAAUAAUGUUAUCUACGAUUGCACCACUUCCGCAGAGUCAUCAUCAUCGUCGUACAGAUUUAGGUAUUAGAAAUUUCCUAAAUAAUCCAACUUCUGAAGAAUCAGUCUCGGUCAUUCCUACAUCUAAUACAAGAGCAAUUCCACAACCUACAAACAUCAGUCCAUUGACUACAAACAAUGCACAAAUGGGUAACAGUGUUGUAACAUCUGCACCAACAUUAGGUAAUAACAAUUCACAUAUUGUGGUUCAAGACAUGCGCAACCAAUAUACUAAGCCCGAGAGUUCUCAACCAAGACUAAGUUCGAUUUCUUCGUUAUUGAACCCUGUCUCGAACAUGCAAAGAAGGAAUCUUCCUCCGAUGGUAUUUAGUGAUUCACGAGGUACUGCACAGAGAAACCAGGCCACGAGCCAACCCAAACUAACAGUUCCUGAUUACAAUUUUGCAAAUGAUCCUCUUGCCGCAUUGGCAGCAGUUGCGUCUGCACCAGAGACUCUCGCAUCCAUUGUACCUCAACAGAAUCAAAACACCUCGCAGACUAAGUAA